AUGCCAGCGGCACAUGUGAGAACCACAUACAAUCGGUACAUGCAAGACGCACAUGCAGGAAGCACAUGCAAGCAGCACAUGCAUCUAGCACAUGCAAGCAGCACAUGCAAGCAGCACAUGCAAGCAGCACAUGCAAGCAGCACAUGCAAGCAGCACAUGCAUGCAGCACAUGCAAGCAGCACAUGCAAGCAGCACAUGCAAGCAGCACAUGCAAGCAGCACAUGCAAGCAGCACAUGCAAGCAGCACAUGCAAGCAGCACAUGCAAGCAGCACAUGCAUGCAGCACAUGCAAGCAGCAUAUGCAAGAAGCACAUGCAAGCAGCACAUGCAUGCAGCACAUGCAAGCAGCACAUGCAAGCAGCACAUGCAAGCAGCACAUGCAAGCAGCACAUGCAAGCAGCACAUGCAAGCCGCACAUGCAAGCAGCACAUGCAAGCAGCACAUGCAAGCAGCACAUGCAAGCAGCACAUGCAAGCAGCACAUGCAAGCAGCACAUGCAAGCAGCACAUGCAAGCAGCACAUGCAAGCAGCACAUGCAAGCAGCACAUGCAAGCAGCACAUGCAAGCAGCACAUGCAAGCCGCACAUGCAAGCAGCACAUGCAAGCAGCACAUGCAAGCAGCACAUGCAAGCAGCACAUGCAAGCAGCACAUGCAUGCACUUGCUGCAUGAAGCAUAUGCAAGCAGCACAUGCAAGCAACACAUACAAGCAGCUGUGAUAGCUGUUUAG
This is a messenger RNA of Closterium sp. Naga37s-1, 729 nucleotides long. The record is from the annotation of a GenBank genome assembly. NCBI's taxonomy places the organism in Eukaryota, Viridiplantae, Streptophyta, Zygnematophyceae, Desmidiales, Closteriaceae.